Molecule: messenger RNA, 744 nt
Organism: Malus domestica (apple)
Lineage: Eukaryota; Viridiplantae; Streptophyta; Magnoliopsida; Rosales; Rosaceae
Source: RefSeq, a predicted model, not a curated record
GGUACACACACACGGUAGGGAUUUUUUGGAACUCCAUCGUCGACAAUGUUGAUGUCGAAGAGCUCGAAGAUGCUGCAAUUCGUAAACUACCGCAUGCGGGUCACGAUCCAGGACGGUCGCCAGCUCGUCGGAAACUUCAUGGCCUUCGACCGCCACAUGAACCUUGUCCUCGGCAACUGUGAGGAGUUCCGCAAUCUCCCCCUUCUCAAGGGCAACAAGAAGGAGGACUGGGAUGACAGCCGCACCUUCGGCCUCGUCCUCCUCCGCGGCGAGGAGGUCGUCUCCAUGAUCGUCGAGGGCCCGCCUCCUCAGGAAGAAUCCUGCACCAAGGCUACCAGCGCCGCCCCGUUGGCCGAUCCCAGUAUAGGCCGCGUCGCUGGGAGAGGUAUUCCUACAACCCCUCUCGCCCAAGCGUAGCCUGGACUUUUCGGUCCUGUUCGCGGCGUGGGUGGACCUGCUCUUGGGAUGAUGUAGUCUCAGAUUUCCUAGCCACCGUAGAUGUUCGCGUCUCCCAUGACUUAUCCGGCUGCGCUAGUGAUUUGGCCUCCAGCUCAGAUGGGUUACCCCGGGCAGGGGCAUUCGCAGAUGGCGCGGGGCCCCGCCCCCCUGGAGUGCCGCCUCCGCAGUUUGCUAGGCUGGGCAUGCCACAGCAGUUCUCGGGCCCAUAACCGAUGCAGUUCGGGCAGAGGCCUAUAUAUGGCGCCUCCACCGCAGAUGAUGAGGGACCGCCCCCUCCCCGCCUGG